AUGGCUGUGAUUGAUGCAAUUACGACCCAUAAGACGGCCACUAUCCGCAAUUACAACACUCAACCACGAUUAAUUUACAAAACCGUCGUUGGUGUGAACGGACCUCUGGUAAUUCUGAACGAAGUGAAAUUUCCGCAGUACAACGAAAUCGUUCACAUUACCCUACCAGAUGGAACCCAACGAAGUGGGCAAGUGCUGGAAAUUACCAGAAACAAAGCCGUCGUUCAGGUCUUCGAAGGAACUUCGGGAAUUGACGCGAAAAACACCAUUUGUGAAUUUACUGGUGAUAUUUUGCGUACACCUGUGUCUGAAGAUAUGCUUGGACGCAUCUUCAACGGAUCUGGCAAACCAAUCGACAGAGAUUUCCUGGACAUCAAUGGUCAACCCAUAAAUCCAUGGUCACGUAUUUAUCCUGAAGAAAUGAUCCAAACUGGAAUCUCCGCCAUCGACGUCAUGAACUCCAUUGCCCGUGGGCAGGUACUGCAUAGCGCAUGA
This is a messenger RNA of Strongylus vulgaris, 495 nucleotides long. The record is from the annotation of a GenBank genome assembly. NCBI's taxonomy places the organism in Eukaryota, Metazoa, Nematoda, Chromadorea, Rhabditida, Strongylidae.